This is a messenger RNA of Melanotaenia boesemani (Boeseman's rainbowfish), 848 nucleotides long. RefSeq names its product thymocyte nuclear protein 1 (gene thyn1). The transcript is spliced from 8 exons. The record is from RefSeq and is a predicted model, not a curated record. Bases 97 to 756 code for a protein of 219 amino acids. Gene Ontology annotation, cellular component: nucleus. Lineage: Eukaryota; Metazoa; Chordata; Actinopteri; Atheriniformes; Melanotaeniidae.
UGAUUCGAGUGCACCUGGAAGUUUGUUGCCAUCACGUGUUGUCGGCUUUUCGCGGGAUGUAAUAAAGUGAAUUUUUACCUCGUUUAAGAUUAAGAGAUGCCUCCAAAGAAAAAGGCCCGAGUGAGUAAUACAACUGUGAGUUCAGGCAAAAAUGACCGUGGGAAAACAGCUUCUGCAGCUGGUAAGGAGGGAAAAGCUGCAAAUGAGGAGCGCUCCAAGUCUGCUGGCUCUGCAGAGUACAACCACUGGCUGAUGAAGUCUGAACCUGAGAGCCGCUUUGAAAAUGGUAUCGAUGUUAAGUUUGGCAUCGAGGAUCUAAAGGCUCUGCCUGAUCAGACUAGCUGCUGGGACGGUGUACGCAAUUAUCAGGCUCGCAAUUUCAUGAGGAGGAUGAAAGAAGGGCAGCUGGCUUUCUUUUACCACAGCAACUGCAAGGAACCAGGGAUUGCUGGAAUCAUGAAGAUUGUGAAGGAAGCUUAUGUGGAUCACACUCAGUUUGACAAGAAAGAUGUCCAUUAUGAUGCAAGCAGCAAACCAGACAGUCCCAAGUGGAGCAUGGUAGAUGUUCAGUAUCAAAGAAUGACGAAGCGCUUUCUUCCUCUCUCGGAGCUGAAGAAGUACCACAUGCAGCAUCGCACCAGUGGGGGUCCACUAAAGGAUAUGGCACUUUUCACAAGGGCCAGGCUCUCUGUCCAACCCCUCACCUUUGAGGAGUUUGACUUUAUUCUGAGUCUGGAGGACAAAGAGUCGCUGUGAAGAUUUACUUCAUGACGCAGUGAAACGAUUAAAGUGUCAAAUUUUGCUGCUGUAAUAUUUCAUUCUAGUAAUAUUAAAUGUGUUUAUUAUGA